GGGUUAGUUUGUGAAGGUGUUGCUUGCUGGAAUGGUUACAGAGGAAGAGACACUGGAUCUGUGAAAGUUUGAGUAUUUAUCCAAGAAGGACCGUGCUCAGCUUCUGAUCUUAGCCUGGGCUCUGCAGAGCCAUCCUGCCUGGUUUGUGCGGCUGAGCCGGACGAGGGGGCGGUGGGGUGGCGCCACGUCAUAUCGGCCGCCGCGCUCCUAUUGGCUGCCGCGUCUCACCCGACACAGCUGUGAUUGUUUUCUGCAGAGGAAGCUCUCGUCUCUGGGGCUUUUGAUCGUCUGAUGAGCUGCAGCAGAGGAGGAAGAGGAGGGUUGAGUUUGGACCAGACUGCGAAGACGUCUGGAGAUCGAGCCCCGAAGUGCCAAAUGCCCAGACUGGAGCCCCGCUGCUGGAGCUGCUCCUGUGCGUCGAGCGUGGAAGCCAAGCACUCGUCCUCCGAAGCGACCUGGUUGGCGUCCAAAGCCGAAGAGAUGAUGUCCAUCAUCACGUCGGUGCUGAGCCAGGCCUACGGCUCCCUGCACGACGUCCGCACGGCCAACCUGAUCCGCCGGGGCCUGGUCCUCUUCACGGUGGGGGUCUUCCUCGCCCUGGUGCUCAACUUGCUCCAGAUCCAGAGACACGUCACCCUGUUCCCCGAGGAGGUGCUGGCCACCCUGUUCUCCUCCGCCUGGUGGAUCCCGCCGUGCUGCGGCACCGGGGCCGCUGUGGUCGGCCUCCUCUACCCCUGCCUCGACAGCCACUUGGGUGAGCCGCACAAGUUCAAGAGGGAGUGGGCCAGCGUCAUGAGGUGCAUCGCAGUGUUCGUCGGCAUCAACCACGCCAGUGUUAAACUAGACUUCGACAACAACGUGCAGCUCUCCCUGACGCUGGCGGCCUUGUCCCUGGGCCUGUGGUGGACCUUUGACCGGUCCCGCAGCGGCUUUGGACUGGGCAUCACCACGGCCUUCCUCGCCACGGUGUUCACGCAGCUGCUCGUCUACAACGGGGUCUACCAGUACACAUCUCCAGACUUCUUGUACGUACGCUCCUGGCUCCCGUGUAUAUUCUUCUCAGGAGGAGUUACCGUGGGAAACAUAGGACGCCAACUCGCCAUGGGUGGUGUGGAGAAACCACACAUGGACUGAGCGGCGGGAAAGACAGAAAAACCAGGCGGAAGAUGCCCGACGCUAAAAUGGACUAGUUCUGUGCAAGAGGAGGAGAGAAAAGACUCAUUGUUCUGACUUCAUCUGUUGUUAUCAUCAUAACAAACGUGCGGGUCGGAAAAAAAUCCCCUCGUCCAACGUGCCAUGUCCUCUGCACCUCCUUGUGGCCAAACAGCCUCUCGCUCCCACCUCCGUUGUUCUCCAUCAGCAUUAAGACUUCCUCGCCUUUUUCUUGUUUUUUUUAAAAAGUGGACUGAUUUUUAUUCCCAGGCAGGAAGUGUGUGUGACCUCCUGUGGUUAAUGGCGUGAGAUUUUUUUUUUCUUUCACUUAAGCGUGGCUGUAUUAGGAGAGAGAACUUGCAGUGGGGUCCUAUAGUGUCCAUUUUAGUUUGGUUUUUCUUUUCUUCCUGAAUUUAAAUGUGAUCACAAAAGGGAAAUGUGUGAAUGGACAGAAAAAGAAACUGUCUUCACUCUCAAAUAGAAAUGUAUUAAGAAGCUGCAGCUCCACUGUGGCACACGGGAGAUGUGUGUUCCCAAUCAAACCAAAAUUAAGUAUUUAUUUUGUGGAUUUUUCAAUGACCCCAAACCAAAUGAGGAUGAUGGUUCCCAUGUAGAAGGUUAACUCGAUUCCUCGCAGAGAGUUGGAGGAGAGGAUGACGAUCUUCUAAUCCAAGGGAACUUUUACGUGAUCAUUAAACGCAUCGUACAUGGAUUACGAUUUAAAGAGCGAUGAUAAAUGAAUGAAAGUGCCAAUUGGUUUAAUACCAAUCUUUAAUGGCGAAUAUUCACUCGGAAAUGAACAGUAUCAUAUUCACAAAUCACAUUACUAUUAUUCACGCAAACUUACUCCGAGACCUUCAGUAUAUUUUCGAGUGUGUCUCAGAGAAUUCGGACGGAGGAGUGUUUUCUUCGUUAAGCAGGACAUCAGAGUAUUAGCACGGACUGAAACAAACCCCACCAGUAAGAAUGCGGAUGUGAGAGAAUGUAUUGUACAAUUAUACUCCAACCACUUUCUACCAGCACCUGUGGUCACUGUUAACCACGUGUUAAACGUCCCGUCAGACGAACCUGUGUUUCCCAUCCAGAUGAAGAUUUUACCACAUUUUGAUUUCCCAGCAGUUGCUGUUGGUUUGGGAACAUACACCAGUCGAAGGAGAGGGGAGGACAUUUUUACUUAAGAUUUGCAAUCUGUGAUUGCCUGUGUAUUAUAGAAUGUAGUGCUUUUGUCACUAUAACUUUAGUUUUUCAUUGGUACCAACAUCUUGACAUUACUGCUUGUAUGUAUAAUGGCUUGCCUAUGUAAUCAGACAGGUGUAUUACCAUACUAGAUCUACAGUAUGUUAGUUAGUGUUUGGGGUCUAAAGGAUUAAGUGCAAUCAAAGUAUAUACAUGAGCCGAUUAUUCUUCCUUAUUUAUUAUUAUUUCUGACAGAGGCUUAAAAAAAAGUCUAAUUUGUAAGUAUAUGCAGUGGUGAUACUUAAAAGAAAAAAAGCAAUAACAUCUUUUGUUUUUUUUAGUGCGAAUUUUGUUGUCAGAGAUUACACAUGCCUUUUAGAGUCGAUACGAUGACUCAUCAGAGACACCAUUAAGAAAAAUAUAUACCGUGUCAAACUGUUCUCAUUUUAUUUAAUCUCAUAUUUUAGUAUAACCGAAGGAAACUUGAUUUAUUUUUUUAAGGAUUUUUAACGGCAGAUCGCUUCAGGAUCAUCUGCUCACAUUCAGGUGGACUCAACCGAAGAGGAAGCUUUAUUUUUUUCCGAGGUGGUGAAGCACCUUCUUGUUUUUUCGAUGUUUUAGAGUUUCUGUGUGUGCGUGUGUGUGUGUGUGUGUCGAUAUUUCAGCUGUGUAUCAUUUUUGCUACCUUGGAUUUAAGUGAAAAAUAAAAAACACCUGAUAAGGA
Molecule: messenger RNA, 3052 nt
Organism: Hippoglossus stenolepis (Pacific halibut)
Lineage: Eukaryota; Metazoa; Chordata; Actinopteri; Pleuronectiformes; Pleuronectidae
Gene: insig1
Product: insulin induced gene 1
Exons: 8
Coding region: 292-1134 (280 amino acids)
Biological process (GO): SREBP signaling pathway; SREBP-SCAP complex retention in endoplasmic reticulum; cholesterol biosynthetic process
Cellular component (GO): SREBP-SCAP-Insig complex; endoplasmic reticulum
Source: RefSeq, a predicted model, not a curated record